This is a messenger RNA of Capra hircus (goat), 4421 nucleotides long. It is a transcript of the gene PPP2R5C, whose product is annotated as protein phosphatase 2 regulatory subunit B'gamma. Gene Ontology annotation, biological process: signal transduction; protein dephosphorylation. The transcript has 16 exons. Gene Ontology annotation, cellular component: nucleus; protein phosphatase type 2A complex; cytosol. Gene Ontology annotation, molecular function: protein phosphatase activator activity. The record is from RefSeq and is a predicted model, not a curated record. Lineage: Eukaryota; Metazoa; Chordata; Mammalia; Artiodactyla; Bovidae. The coding region runs from base 60 to 1796 and encodes 578 amino acids.
GGCGCGACGGCCGGGGCGGGGGCAGGCGACGGGGGAGGCGGCGGCGGUCCGCACCAGCCAUGCCGAAUAAAAACAAGAAGGAGAAAGAAUCACCCAAAGCAGGGAAAAGUGGGAAAAGUUCAAAAGAAGGACAAGACAUAAUAGAAUCAGAGAUUCCCAGCAGGAAAAACAGCCUUAUUGCUGCCCCGUCUGCAGUAUCUAGUAAAAUAAAAGUGCCAGCCCCUCAGCCCAUAGUGAAGAAAGACAAGCGGCAAAAUUCUUCCAGGUUUAGCGCCAGCAAUAAUAGAGAACUUCAAAAACUACCGUCUUUAAAAGAUGUUCCUCCUGCUGAUCAAGAGAAGCUUUUUAUCCAGAAGUUACGUCAGUGUUGUGUCCUCUUUGACUUUGUUUCCGAUCCACUAAGUGACCUAAAGUGGAAGGAAGUGAAACGAGCUGCUUUAAGUGAAAUGGUAGAAUAUAUCACCCAUAAUCGGAAUGUCAUCACAGAGCCUAUUUACCCAGAAGUAGUCCACAUGUUUGCAGUUAACAUGUUUCGAACGUUACCACCUUCCUCCAACCCCACGGGAGCAGAAUUUGACCCAGAGGAAGAUGAGCCAACGUUAGAAGCAGCCUGGCCUCACCUGCAGCUUGUUUAUGAGUUUUUCUUAAGACUUUUAGAGUCUCCAGAUUUCCAACCUAAUAUAGCGAAGAAGUAUAUUGAUCAGAAAUUUGUAUUGCAGCUUUUAGAGCUCUUUGACAGUGAAGAUCCUCGCGAGAGAGAUUUUCUCAAAACUACCCUUCACAGAAUCUAUGGAAAAUUCUUAGGCUUAAGAGCUUACAUCAGAAAACAGAUAAAUAAUAUAUUUUAUAGAUUUAUUUAUGAAACAGAGCAUCACAAUGGCAUAGCAGAAUUACUGGAAAUAUUGGGAAGUAUAAUUAACGGAUUUGCCUUACCACUGAAAGAAGAGCACAAGAUUUUCUUAUUGAAGGUGUUAUUACCUUUGCACAAAGUGAAGUCUCUGAGCGUCUACCAUCCUCAGCUGGCCUACUGCGUGGUGCAGUUCCUAGAGAAGGACAGCGCCCUCACUGAGCCGGUGGUAAUGGCACUUCUCAAGUACUGGCCAAAGACCCACAGUCCGAAAGAAGUCAUGUUCCUGAACGAAUUGGAAGAGAUUCUGGACGUCAUUGAGCCGUCAGAGUUCGUGAAGAUCAUGGAGCCUCUUUUCCGGCAGCUGGCCAAGUGCGUCUCCAGCCCCCACUUCCAGGUGGCCGAGCGGGCGCUGUACUACUGGAACAACGAGUACAUCAUGAGCCUGAUCAGCGACAACGCGGCCAAGAUCCUGCCCAUCAUGUUCCCGUCCCUGUACCGCAACUCCAAGACCCACUGGAACAAGACAAUACAUGGCUUGAUAUACAAUGCAUUGAAGCUCUUCAUGGAGAUGAACCAAAAGCUGUUUGAUGACUGCACCCAGCAGUUUAAGGCAGAGAAACUGAAAGAGAAGCUAAAAAUGAAAGAACGAGAAGAAGCGUGGGUUAAAAUAGAAAACCUAGCCAAAGCAAACCCCCAGUACGCAGUGUAUAGUCAAGCGAGCACCAUCAGCAUCCCGGUGGCAAUGGAGACAGAUGGGCCUUUAUUUGAAGAUGUGCAGAUGCUGAGAAAGACAGUGAACGAAGAGGCUCGCCAGGCCCAGAAGGACCCGAAGAAGGAGCGGCCCCUGGUGCGCCGCAAGUCCGACCUUCCCCAGGACCUGCACGCCAAGAGCGCCCUGGAGGCCCACAGCCGCGCCGAGGAGCCGGCGCCCCAGGACGGGCGCUAGCCCCCGCGCCUGCCCAUAGAGAAGACACGCUCCGUGUGCCAUACCAGUCAGUCACACUCAAUCCAAGCUUCCUCCAACCCCGUCUGUAGGCAAUCGCGUCCUUCCGCCUCAGCUGAGACUAGGAGUUCAAACAAUGGUGACCGCCCAGGGCUGUGCGUGCACCCUCCCCCAAUUCGGGGUCCCUGCAUGGCCCCACAUAAGACGGUUCCCCAAAAUCAGAGCUAAGAGAAGCACCCCAGUCGUCACCUUCAUGUUCUCCCCUAAUGGGAUUUGCGAUCAUUUACGUUAGGUGGGUCUUAGGAGAAUAUCAAUGGUUUUCAAAUCAAAGGAACACUAUAAGAGAGUAUCACAUAUUUUUUAAGACUGUACAGCCCUUCAGACUGUUACGCCAGCAGUUUCUUUCUGGGUGGUUGGGUUUUUUUUUUUUUUUCGGGCUGUUUUUGUUUUUAAUCCCACCGAGGUGGUUCUAUGCUGUCGAUCUUAACACAGCUCGCUGGGAAAGUGACGUGACCCUUCUCCCCGCUGUAUCUUCCUGAAGUAUCACUUUACUCCAGCCAGUGCCGUGCGCACCGCGUCCUGCUGCUGCUGCGUGUCACUAAAGCCAUAUUUCCAGGUCUGGGGUCCAGCACCAGGGUCCCGGGAGUGAGCUCAUAGGAGAAAUUUGUUUAAAAAAAAAAAAAAAGCUUUCUCUUGCCUGGAAUUGGAACUUUAAAGUGGUGCGUUCAAUGUCUUACUUUGAAGAAUGAUUUUUCUGUACUUAACACGUUGUUACCCUUGAAUGAGGCUCUUUAAUUGAUAAAUUCUCUGAGAAUUCCACUUUUUGUAGAAAGUCAGAAGGGAAUCAUUUUGAGUGAGGCCAGCUCUCAGCCCGAGACAGGCCUCAGCGGCCUUUGGGCAGAAGUCACAGAAUCAGUGCCGUGGGAAAGUGCCCCCCUCCCCUCCCGCUCCCCACGGUGCAGUCCCCAGGGCUUCACAGAGGCGGCAGCGGCAGCAGCGAUGGCCACCGAGGAGUCUCCGCUGCAAAGAGGACACCUUAGUCGAUGCCUCAUAAGGAAAAUCCAGCGUCUGAGUCUUCACUGGUCUUCAAUGCUGCUAAAUAUUUCAGACUUCCUUGCAUGUAUUAAGCUCUCUGUUUUCAAUGGGACGGCACGAGGAGAAAAAUCUUUAAACUUAAUCUUUAAACUUAAGGCUCUGUUCUUUACGUCUCUCCUUGGUGGCCAGUAUUUUGACUGACUUAUCCUGCUCGAAAGCUAUUUGAGAUGCACACCGCCGCCCUCAACCAGUGAUUCUAGUUUCCUGUGUCUCUGGCGUAAGAUGCUAUAACUUGAUGUUAAAUGUCUUGAUGCUUCAAAGGCUUCCGUCAGGAUGUCUCUCACUCAGGGUCUUGGGGGGACCCAUUCAGACCCUGUGAGGAGCGGAGCAGACGUUGUUCCCUGUGCAGCUCGGAGCCUCCUGCCCGUGGGUCUCAGUUAACCCCCCACCCGACAGCGUGUAUCUCCCUGGGUCCUGUCACUUGGAGGGAGCGGACCCCUUGUCUUCAGAGCAGGUAGUCGAUUGGAAGGCCGCCCCAGCCGAAAGCGGGAGGAGAAACCUUCCUGAGAAACUUGACAAGUAUCCCUCCACUUUGCCAUUAUGAAAUUUACCAUUAAAAAAAAAGUUCAGAUGCCUUCUCCUUUUGAGGGAAAAAGGGUGCUUUGCACUGUAUAAAAGCAGUGUCUUGCGUAUCUCGAUAAACCAUUGUUUGAACUUCCGUCUUUAGCUGACGGAGGAUGUUCUCGGAGUGUCCCCGAGAGGUCUCUGGGAAGCCUCUCCUCUUGCCCGAGGGAAAGAGCAAAACCUCGGUGUUUGGGUGACGUGGAAAGCUCAGCAUUUAAGAACAUCUUUUUGUCCUAGGUUUUCCUUCUGCUCUUUAUUGAAGACAAACAUUCACCAAAAAGGGAAGAAAAAAAAAAAAGGUUUUGAGAGAAACUGAUUUUCUUUGACGAGAGUAUUAUUUAAUAUUUUGGCCUCUUAAAGUUUUCCUAGUUAGAACUCAGAUUCCCUGUGCUAAGUGUUCAGCUUACAUAUUAUUACAUAGAUACACUGUUCAUUCUGUACCAAACUGAUUUCAAAAGUACGGCAUUGAAAAUAAACUGGUGACUGUUUUUCUUCAUAAAGUUCUGCGUUUCGAAUCUUCACUCUUUCCAAAAGGUAUCUGUGCAUCAGACAUGUCACGAUUCCGAGUGUCUUUUUAGUGCGGCUUUAGUGUGGCUUCCUUUUAAUAUUGUACAUACGUUGUAUCUUUGUUUUAUGGUCAUGAGUAGUAAAAAUGUAGACUUCAUAUUUUGUACAAAAUGUCCUAUGUACAGAAUUAAAAAAAAAAAAGUUCAUAGAAACAGCAAAAAUAGGUAAGUGGCACAAUUAUUUUUCUUUAGAGAAUAUCUGUAACUUUAUGCUUUAGUGAAAUGUUAAGUACCUACAUAUUUUUUAACAUUUUGUAAUUCAGAACUUUUCGUUUUGACCUUGUUUAUGAAGAGAAACUUCAUACACUUGCCAUUUAAUAUGCUCUUUUAUCUAAUUUUAAAAGAAGAAAAACUCUUAAAAAUGGUGUAUUAUAUGGACUAAAUAAAGAACCUGUGAAUUUUA